Messenger RNA from Entrophospora candida, 471 nucleotides. Lineage: Eukaryota; Fungi; Glomeromycota; Glomeromycetes; Entrophosporales; Entrophosporaceae. The record is from the annotation of a GenBank genome assembly.
AUGCCCCAAAUCAAUCAAGUUAAUAAUGGUAAUAAUAACAUCAGCAAUCAUUUAAGGAGGGAUCUUGGCCGAUGGUUAAGACAAAGAAUAUACCCGUUAGUUGAAGAAAAAACAUUGGACGCUUACAACUAUUAUCUGCAUUUGAUUAAUAAUCACAACAAUAAUGAAAAAUACAAUUAUAUAAACCACCAUCAAUUUUUAGUAUAUGUAGCAAGGUCUUGCCUUCAAACUGAUGAAAAUAGUUUUCCUGACAUCCAUCGGAGUUUACUUACGUUAGUCGUUAGCGAUUUGAAUCGAAGUUCAUCAGAUUACGAAAGAUACAAGGUCACUAUAUACACUAGGCGCUUUAAUGAAUUUAUCGACAGACGAAAUUCUGCAAAUCAAGAUUGUUAUAAUCAAUUAAAUAUCAAUGACGAAGAUGAUUACGAUCAACAAGAUAAAUUUACAUGGGAGGAUUUUUACGCUCCCUAA